This is a messenger RNA of Xyrauchen texanus (razorback sucker), 1356 nucleotides long. It is a transcript of the gene chrm4b, whose product is annotated as cholinergic receptor, muscarinic 4b. NCBI's taxonomy places the organism in Eukaryota, Metazoa, Chordata, Actinopteri, Cypriniformes, Catostomidae. The record is from RefSeq and is a predicted model, not a curated record. The transcript has a single exon. Gene Ontology annotation, molecular function: G protein-coupled acetylcholine receptor activity. Gene Ontology annotation, biological process: adenylate cyclase-activating adrenergic receptor signaling pathway. Bases 1 to 1356 code for a protein of 451 amino acids. Gene Ontology annotation, cellular component: plasma membrane.
AUGCUGCUUUUGAAGUAUCACAAAUUACGAAUUGGUACAGAACGCUUCCUUUAUGUUGUUGCAGGUUCCUUAGCGAGUUUCUCCAGCAUGCUCAACAACAGCAUAGAAAGCACCCUGACCGAAGAAUCGUUCUUUGUGUCUGAAAGACCACAUCGGGCAUAUGGAACAGUAGGCAUUAUCGUCAUUGUACUUAUAACUGGCUGCUUUAGCCUGCUAACUGUCCUGGGUAACCUGCUGGUUCUGCUAUCAAUCAAAGUCAACCGCAAUCUUAGAACCAUCAACAACUAUUUCCUCUUUAGUCUGGCUUGUUCUGACCUAAUCGUUGGCGUGUUCUCCAUGAAUCUCUACACUGUGUAUGUUGUUAAAGGAUACUGGCCAUUUGGUCCAUGGAUGUGCAACCUGUGGUUGGUUGUGGAUUAUGUGGUCAGCAACGCCUCUGUGAUGAACCUCCUAGUGAUCUGUUUCGACCGCUACUUCUGCGUGACCCGGCCUCUAAGGUACCCAGCCAGGCGUACUGCAAGGUGGGCAGGUGCAAUGAUAGCCACAGCCUGGUUGCUAUCUCUGCUUCUUUGGGCUCCAGCGAUCCUGCUUUGGCAGGUUGGACAGGACGGACACAAGGUCCCAGAGGGCCAAUGUUACAUCCUACUCCUCGCCAACCCUGCUGUAACCCUUGCAACCACCAUCCCUGCUUUCUACAUUCCUGUUGUAAUAAUGAUGGUACUGUACACUCGGAUAUCCUUGGCCAAUCAGAGACGGGUUUGUAAGUUGAAACUUGAAUUCACAAACCUGCUUGAACCUUCCAAGACAAGUGAAGGACUAUGUAAUGAAACCAACCCUGACGUAGUGACUGAUGUUAAACUGGAUGAGACAUCAGUCAGAAAGGAGCGUAUCUGCGGCCUACCUUCCAUAAAGACCAGAAUGGACAACUCUAUAGAUUUGAGCCCUGAUGCAUCUUUGGAAGACCAAAGGUUAGAUGGGGAAACAUCAAGACCGAAGACCUUAACCAAGUGUACGGAGAACCACACUAGUCGCCAGGCUCAACGCUCCGCAUCCAAGGUUCUCCGAGAUGUUUCAAAGUUGGCCAGACGGAAGGCUUUGAGAGAGAGGAAGGUGACUAAGACCAUCCUUGCCGUUCUUCUGGCCUUCAUCUUCACCUGGACGCCCCAUCACGUCAUGGUUCUGAUUGGUACCUUCUGCCGCUGGUGUGUCCCAGAAAUUCUGUGGAUAGUGGGCUAUUUUCUGUGCUACAUCAACAGUAUGAUUAAUCCGGUAUGCUAUGCUCUCUGUAAUGCCACCUUCAAAAGAACAUUUAAACGACUGUUGAUGUGCCAGUUUAAAAAUCUGGGGUUAAAAUGA